GCAAAGUCCAACUUAAUUAGUGUCCUUUCAUUACUGCAUCAUAUCAUGCAAAUGGAAACCCUCCCACUCCUCCUCACCCUAGCAGCAGCACUAUCAGCUUACUUCCUUUGGUUCAAACUCCUUUCCCAGACCUUAACCGGCCCGAAGGCCUGGCCAUUCGUGGGGAGCCUCCCGGUCCUCUUCAAGAACCGGAACCGUGUCCACGACUGGAUAGCCGACAACCUCCGCGCCACUGCUGGAGCCACGUACCAAACAUGUAUCAUACCAUUUCCUUUCUUGGCGCGCAAGCAAGGGUUCUACACCGUCACAUGCCACCCGAAAAACCUUGAGCAUAUACUCCGAACCCGGUUCGACAACUACCCUAAGGGCCCUAAAUGGCAAACGGCAUUCCACGACCUCUUAGGGCAAGGGAUUUUCAACAGCGACGGUGACACGUGGCUCAUGCAGCGGAAAACAGCUGCCUUAGAGUUCACAACACGAACCCUAAGGCAAGCGAUGGCACGGUGGGUGAACCGCACCAUCAAGAAUCGUCUAUGGUGCAUCCUAGACAAAGCGGCGAAGGAGAAAGUUCAUGUAGAUCUUCAGGACCUUCUCCUUCGCCUUACAUUUGACAACAUUUGCGGCCUUACUUUCGGGAAGGACCCCGAAACCCUCUCACCACAUUUACCAGAAAACCCUUUUGCCGUGGCGUUUGACACCGCAACGGAAGCUACAAUGCACAGAUUCUUGUAUCCAGGUAUCGUUUGGAGGUUCCAGAAGCUUCUGUGCAUCGGACAAGAAAAACGGUUAAAGGAGAGUCUCGAGAUAGUUGAAACUUACAUGAACGACGCCGUUUUGGACCGCAAGGAAUCCCCUUCGGACGACUUGCUCUCCCGUUUCAUGAAGAAGCGUGACGCUAACGGAAAACCGUUAAGCCCAACGAUCUUGCAACGGAUCGUUCUGAAUUUCGUUUUGGCGGGAAGGGACACGUCAUCCGUGGCUCUCAGCUGGUUCUUCUGGCUCGUAAUGAACCACCCCAAUGUGGAGGCCAGGAUCGUGGCGGAGAUCACGGCGAUACUCAACCAGAGCCGCGGCGGAGACCGACGGUGGUGGGUGGAGGAACCACUGGACUUCGACGAGGCAGACAAGAUGGUUUACCUGAAGGCAGCGCUGGCGGAGACGCUGCGGUUGUACCCGUCGGUGCCUCAGGAUUUCAAACAGGCCGUCGCCGACGAUGUGUUGCCAGAUGGCACGGUGGUUCCGGCGGGUUCGACGGUGACGUAUUCGAUAUACUCGGCGGGGAGGGUUGAGAGUGUUUGGGGAAAAGAUUGUUUGGAGUUUAGACCGGAGCGGUGGCUUUCAGUUCGUGAAGACCGGUUCGAACCGCCAAAGGAUGGGUUUAAGUUCGUGGCUUUUAACGCUGGACCGAGAACUUGUUUGGGGAAGGACCUGGCUUACCUUCAGAUGAAAUCGGUGGCUGCGGCUGUGCUUUUGAGGUACCGGCUGUUGCCGGUUCCCGGUCACCAUGUGGAGCAGAAGAUGUCACUCACUUUGUUCAUGAAGAAUGGGCUCAGUGAAAAACUGUAUAUGUUGGUUUACUACAUUUUACUUACUAUUUGCAUUUUGUUUGGGGGUUGA
Arachis duranensis is the source of this 1617-nucleotide messenger RNA. Its product is annotated as cytochrome P450 86A1. Gene Ontology annotation, molecular function: heme binding; iron ion binding; monooxygenase activity. The coding region runs from base 46 to 1617 and encodes 523 amino acids. The transcript has a single exon. NCBI's taxonomy places the organism in Eukaryota, Viridiplantae, Streptophyta, Magnoliopsida, Fabales, Fabaceae. The record is from RefSeq and is a predicted model, not a curated record.